This is a messenger RNA of Juglans regia (Persian walnut), 309 nucleotides long. Its product is annotated as cysteine synthase-like. The transcript has 4 exons. The record is from RefSeq and is a predicted model, not a curated record. Lineage: Eukaryota; Viridiplantae; Streptophyta; Magnoliopsida; Fagales; Juglandaceae. The coding region runs from base 1 to 309 and encodes 102 amino acids. Gene Ontology annotation, cellular component: cytoplasm. Gene Ontology annotation, molecular function: cysteine synthase activity.
AUGCAUUUGAUCCAAGCUAUCGGUGCUGGUAUUAUCCCUACUGUUCUGGAUGUCAAUGUGCUUGAUGAUGUUCUUGGUAUAUCAAGUGAGGAAGCUAUUGAAACUGCUAAGCAGCUUGCGUUGAAAGAAGGCUUGUUGGUGCGGAUUUCAUCUGGUGCGGCGGCAGCUGCUGCAAUAAAGUUGGCACAGAGGCCAGAAAAUGUUGGAAAGCUCAUUGUUGUGGUUUUUCCUAGUUGCGGAGAGCAUUAUCUAUCUUCCCCGCUCUUUGACUCCAUCAGGCGUGAGGUAGAAAACAUGACUUAUGACUGA